AUGUCUGCAAGCAGAAGAGUUCAGUAUCCACAACAGUCGAACUGGCAGAAGUUCAAGAUGGGCCUUGCGAUGGGCUCUGCAGUCGGUGUCGUGACAGGAUUCAUGUUUGGAGGCUACGCAAUUCUACGUUAUGGUGCACCAAAAGGUGUCAUAAACACUAUGGGCCAGUACAUAUUGGGCUCGGCAGCAGCUUUCGGCAUGUUUAUGUCAAUUGGUUCUGUUAUCAGGUCGGACUCGAUUAUGUCCGAUCCAUCUUUCGCCAUGGUUGCCGGAAAAAGGCCUGAAAGCAUGGCUGAACUGAGGGCCAUGAUGAUGGCUAGGCAUAUGGUUAAUAUGGAGAAUAUGAAGAUGAAGAAGAACUAA
This is a messenger RNA of Brettanomyces bruxellensis, 363 nucleotides long. RefSeq lists its product as uncharacterized. Gene Ontology annotation, biological process: protein import into mitochondrial matrix; protein insertion into mitochondrial inner membrane. Bases 1 to 363 code for a protein of 120 amino acids. The record is from RefSeq and is a predicted model, not a curated record. NCBI's taxonomy places the organism in Eukaryota, Fungi, Ascomycota, Pichiomycetes, Pichiales, Pichiaceae. Gene Ontology annotation, cellular component: TIM23 mitochondrial import inner membrane translocase complex. The transcript has 2 exons.